Chlorocebus sabaeus (green monkey) is the source of this 565-nucleotide messenger RNA. RefSeq names its product fatty acid binding protein 6 (gene FABP6). The record is from RefSeq and is a predicted model, not a curated record. Lineage: Eukaryota; Metazoa; Chordata; Mammalia; Primates; Cercopithecidae. Gene Ontology annotation, molecular function: lipid binding.
GUGGGGUGACUUAGGGGCUGAGCCUCAGCAACUGGGAGAGUUUAUAAGCUGGGAAAGCAGACCCCUCAGCACCACCAGUUCUCCUCAUCCCUCUGCUCUCUGGCUCCAGCCUCCCAGCAGCAUGGCUUUCACUGGCAAGUUCGAGAUGGAGAGUGAGAAGAAUUAUGAUGAGUUCAUGAAGCUCCUCGGGCUCUCCAGCGAUGUAAUCGAAAAGGCCCGCAACUUCAAGAUCGUCACGGAGGUGCAGCAGGAUGGGCAGGACUUCACUUGGUCCCACCACUACUCCGGAGGACACACCAUGACCAACAAGUUCACUGUUGGCAAGGAAAGCGACAUACAGACAAUGGGGGGCAAGAAGUUCAAGGCCACCGUGCAGAUGGAGGGUGGGAAGCUGGUGGUGAAUUUCCCCAACUAUCGCCAGACCUCAGAGAUCGUGGGUGACAAGCUGGUGGAGGUCUCCACCAUCGGAGGCGUGACCUAUGAGCGCGUGAGCAAGAGACUGGCCUAGGCAUCCAGGCCCGGCCCAGGGAGCUACAAAACCGCCAAUAAAACUGAUAUAAGGACA